AUGGCUUGUGCGGGGACACUGCACCUGGGCGCCCCAUGCGCGGUGGGCAGGCUGUCGCGGCGGCACCAGGCAGCUGGCCCUCAGCGGCAUGUCGUCGUGGCCGCCGCGCAAAGGUCAUCGGUGACGGGGCGGGCGGCGUCGGUGGAGGUGGAGGCGCCAUCUCGCCCAGCGGAGCGUGCCGAACGGGCCAAGGAGGCGCAGACGUUCGACCACAAGGCCCCGGGCGACCCGUGGCAGGACGAGCCGUGGGCGACGAUGAAGUGGACGGUGUACCGCGGCGUGGCGUACGACCUGACGGACUACCUGGCCAACUCCAAGCACCCCGGGGGGUCCUGGCUGCUGCGCCUCGCCAUCGGCCGCGACUGCACCGCCCUGUUCGAGUCCUACCACCUCCGGCCGGACGUCGCCGCCGCGCACCUCGCGCGCCUCCCGAAGAUCGAGGACUUCCCCAUCCACACCGUGCCCGUCGCGCCCUACCCGAACGACUCGGACCUGUACAACUCCAUCCGCGAGCGCGUCCGCAACGAGCUCUUCGACGGCGCCGCGGACGGCCGGCACCGCACGGGCUCGGAGGGCGCGGCGGCGGUCAUCCUGGGCUACGCGGCGGUGGCGUACGCGGCGUACGCGGCGGCGCCCAACGUGCUGACGGGCGGGCUGCUGGGCCUGGCCGGCGCGUGGAUCGGGCUGACGAUCCAGCACUGCGGGAACCACGGCGCGAUGUCCAAGUCGCCGCUGGUGAACAACCUGAUGGGUCUGACGGACGACCUGAUUGGCGGGUCGUCCCUGAUGUGGCGGUACCACCACCAGGUGUCGCACCACAUCCACUGCAACGACGACGCGCUGGACGAGGACGUGUUCUCCGCCCUCCCGUUCCUCCGCUUCGACCCGCGCCUCCCGCGCGAGUGGUUCCACAAGUACCAGCACAUCUACAUGUGGGCCACCUUCCCCUUCCUCCAGCUCGUCUUCCAGAUCGGCGACUGGCAGGCGCUCUUCACCAACCGCACCAAGGGCGCCACGCUCUACGGCGUCUCCGCGCUCGAGCGGGCCACGGUCGUCGCGGGCAAGCUGGCGCACUACGGGCUCAUCUUCGGGCUGCCGUGGGUGAUGCACGGCCCGAUGCAGACGCUCGUGGCCUCCGCGUGCUACACGGCCGUGCAGGGCAUCGUGCUGGCCGCCACGUUCGCGGUGUCCCACAACCUCGAGGAGAACAAGCCCGUGCAGGGCGGGUCCGCGUCCACGGAGAACCUGUACCAGCCCGUGGACUCGCGCGACUGGGCCGAGCAGCAGGUGCUCACGUCCUCCAACUGGGGCGGCGUCGUCGGCAACUUCUUCACCGGCGGCCUCAACCUCCAGAUCGAGCACCACCUGUUCCCAGCCAUCUCCUUCAUGCACUACCCGGCCAUCGCGAAGAUCGUCCGCGAGGAGUGCGAGGCGCGCGGUAUCAACUACGUGCACUACGACACGCUGCCGGAGAUCAUCGGGCGGUUCUCCAACUACAUGCGCGACGUCGGCUCCUACGACAUGCCCGCCACCUUCGCCUCGCUCACCCCGGGCGAAGUCGAGAGCCGCCGGGCAGCUCUCGCGCGCCUGUAG
Messenger RNA from Pedinophyceae sp. YPF-701, 1593 nucleotides. The record is from the annotation of a GenBank genome assembly. NCBI's taxonomy places the organism in Eukaryota, Viridiplantae, Chlorophyta, Pedinophyceae.